GAUCCUACAAUUCGUGGAGAAGUCUGGCCAUUUCUGUUACAAUUUUAUAGUUGUGAAUCGACAUCAGAAGAAAGAGAAUCUCUGCGGAUUCAGAAACGUACAGAGUAUGAAGAAAUUCAGAAUAAAAGAUUAUCUAUGACUUCAGAGGAACAAGAAGAAUUUUGGCGAAAAAUUCAAUUCACUGUUGAUAAAGAUGUUGUUCGGACUGAUCGAUCCAAACAGUUCUUCAAAGGGGAAAACAACCCCAAUGUGGAAGCUAUGAGAAAUAUUUUGCUGAACUAUGCAGUUUAUAACCCUGAGAUAGGGUAUUCUCAAGGAAUGUCAGAUCUGGUGGCUCCAAUCUUGUCAGAAGUCAGGGACGAGUCCGACACUUUUUGGUGUUUUGUUGGACUAAUGCAGAAUACAAUUUUCAUCAGCUCACCACGUGAUGAUGAUAUGGAAAGACAACUGCUAUACCUAAGAGAGUUACUGAGAUUGAUGCACCCCCGUUUUUACCAGCACUUGGUGAACCUGGGUGAGGAUGGGCUCCAGAUGCUGUUCUGCCAUCGAUGGAUUCUUCUCUGUUUUAAACGCGAGUUUCCUGAAGCAGAGGCACUUCGCAUUUGGGAGGCAUGUUGGGCUCAUUACCAGACUGACUACUUUCACCUGUUUGUUUGUGUGGCCAUUGUUGUGAUUUAUGGGGAUGACGUGAUUGAACAGCAGUUAGCAACAGACCAGAUGCUCCUUCAUUUCAGCAACCUGGCCAUGCAUAUGAGUGGGGAAAUUGUUUUAAGGAAGGUAGGAACCAUGCCAGAGUUGGAAAGAAUGCCCAACUCUGGAAAGGACCCAUCAGAAAGGAAGGUGUUGGGAAUUGCAACUCCAGCAGAAUUGAUCACCAAAUGUGCAGAACACCAGCUGGUCAUCACUAACACAUUGUUUUGCCAAAAGACAAGUUCAAGUCCUCAUUACCAAAGCAAUGACCAGUGCGGACAACUGCUGGACAGACCACAGGAUUGUCCACUCCUGAAUGUCCAUCGAGUGUCAUCAGAAGCAGCUGAAGAUGAAGAAACAGUUCCAAAGAAAGCUCAAUAUUGA
Molecule: messenger RNA, 1074 nt
Organism: Rhincodon typus (whale shark)
Lineage: Eukaryota; Metazoa; Chordata; Chondrichthyes; Orectolobiformes; Rhincodontidae
Product: TBC1 domain family member 16-like
Exons: 6
Biological process (GO): activation of GTPase activity
Cellular component (GO): early endosome
Molecular function (GO): GTPase activator activity
Source: RefSeq, a predicted model, not a curated record